Messenger RNA from Spodoptera litura, 2554 nucleotides. RefSeq lists its product as uncharacterized. NCBI's taxonomy places the organism in Eukaryota, Metazoa, Arthropoda, Insecta, Lepidoptera, Noctuidae. The record is from RefSeq and is a predicted model, not a curated record.
GGUUCGAACGGGACGGACGCGUCGUAACGCUCCGCACUCGCGGAUUCCCGCCAAUUUCGUUACCAUGGCUAACAUCAAUACCAGGCGGUCCGCUGUAACACAAAGAACCCAAAACAUUCUUAAUAUGGUCAUACAGAAGGAUUCAAAAGAAAAGGUCGUUGACCCCGGUGAUUCCAAUUAUUUUGUCAAUAUCUAUACUAGGCCUUAUUCUAUGAUUUCCAGCGUUUUUGACACAUUUUGUGACACGCAAAUAUCAAAUAACUCGCACUACUUGCCUGAUUUAAUUAAAUUCCAAAGUUUGAAUGAAUCAUUUGUCACAAAAAAAAGUGUCAAUACGGAAUUAGAAACCAAUUCAAUCGACCUGACUUGCAAGGAAGUUAUGCCUAUUGAAGAAUCACCAGAAUCCACAAAUUUCGAUAGUUACAACAAAAGUAAUUAUCUAACAAACUACCCCAUACAAGAUACCACAAUAUGCGAUUACGAUUCAGAUGACUCAGUCCGCGACAAAGACUACAACCCAUCUGAGUGUGACAUCACGUCAAGUGACGACUCUGUUGGUGAAAUCAAACAAAAGAAGUUACGAAAGACACAAAAAAAUAAUACUAAUUUGGCUCCAGGAAGUUCUCCUCCAACUUAUAAAACAUUACCUGAAAUUGCAAAUAAAAAAAUCUUACGUAAAUUGCGAAGGAGUUCAUUUGAUAUUAGGCAAACUGUGCCUCCUAGGAAAGUUGCAAGUUGCAAACGAAGGAGCACAAUUGAUGUUGGAGUUUUUCAAAUAUUAACCACGGAUGAUACAUCACACAACUUGGAACAAGAACCAUCUUUGCAAAGAAAACGUAAAAAAUAUAAUACAUCUGCACUUCAAAGAAAAAUAGAUGCACAAAACAAAAAAUGUUUAGAACACUUGGUCCAACCGGGAUGUAAUGAAAAAUGUUUAAAAAAAUGUAACACUCAAGUAUCACAAGAAGAUCGAGAACUAAUCAACCGCAACUACUGGACAAUGAAUUUCGUAGAUCAACAUAAGUUUGUGAACACGCAUACUGCAGUAGCGCGACCUAAAAGAAAAAUCACAACGGAACCAAAGAGGAAGCCAAGAAGGACAUUCUUUUUAAAAAAAAUUGAUGGCACGAAGGUAGAAGUCUGUAAAAUAUUUUUCUUGACCACUUUAGGCUACGUUAAAACAAAUGACCGGAUACUUCAAGAUAAACGAAUAGACACCACGUGCGAUAAAAGGGGAAAACAUAAAAAAACUCCGUCAUUUAAUAGAGAUAUGUUAAAACAACAUGUAGAAUCAUUUAAUCCGAUGGAACCUCACUACAGGCGAGAACAUGCUCCAUUGCGACGCUACCUGCCAAGCGAUUUAAAUGUUGUUCACAUGCAUAAAGAUUUCCUUCAAAAACAUCCCGAUCACAAAAUCAGCUACGAAUUAUAUAGAAAUAAUUUAAAAGCUAUGAAUAUAUCUUUUGCUCGCCUCGGCAAUGAAGAAUGUGAAGUGUGCGAGGCUUACGACUUACAUAAAAAAGGAACUUCUCACGAUCAAACUGAUGGUUGCGCUGUGUGUAUGGACUGGAUUAAGCAUCACGAGAAAUACUUAAAAGCGAGGCAGCUCUACGAAAAUCACAAAAAAAUGCCACAAGAUCACACUGCGAUUUAUUUCAGCGCUGAUUUAGAGAAAGUGAUCAUGUUACCAAGAUUGGAGUCUUUCAAAUCUGCUAUAUUUUGUCAGCGUCUUGUAGCUUAUAAUCAUACCUUCGCACCUCUGGGUAAAAUAACAUCCGAAUCUAAGCCGCUAACAGUCUUAUGGCAUGAUGCUCAAGCGGGACGGAGGCAAGAAGAUAUCAUGACAGGAUUUUAUUAUUUUCUUCUUCGAAACCGAGAUAUAACAAACAUACAUAUCUGGCUGGACAACUGCACCGCACAGAAUAAAAAUUGGUUACUAUAUUCAAUGCUAGUGCACUUGGUAAACGGUAGUGACAUUAGUGCAGAACAAAUUGUUCUGCACUAUUUAGAGCCUGGUCAUACGUUUAUGAGCGCCGACCAAGUGCAUCGCCAAGUAGAACUCGCCAUGAAAAAGAAAGGGAAACUCUACGACUUUACCGAUUUUGAAGAAGCAGUAUCAUCUAUAAAUAAUGGAAAAGUUAUUGUGAAAUCUUUGGUCGCUGAUAACUUUUUAAAUGUACCAAAUUAUGUAUCAGAUAGAAGAAUACAGAAUUCUAAUCCGAGAGCAUAUUUGAAAAACAUGACACAGGUGUGUUUUAGUCGGAAUAAUUAUGAUCUCAUGUACAAAAACGAUUUUGAAGACGAAUACACACUACUGAGAUUCAUGAACGACAAAUAUAUAAAAAAUCCAAAACUGUUCAAGUUAGAAUUUCGUACUAAACCAAAAGGUAUAGAUGUAGAGAGAAAAGCUGGCAUUCUAGAAAAAUUAUCCAACAUAAUACCACCACAUAAAUUGGUAUUUUGGAACAAUUUGCCAACGACUCAAUCUAAUGUUGAGGUAAGCACAAGUGGUGCUAAGAAUUAUAAAAAAAGUCAACACAAAAGUACUGAGUAA